CUCAUCUAUCACGUGCGCCAGGGUCACGAGGCGUAGGCCAUGGCAACGGAGUGGUUAUUUAUGUGUUUUGUACCCGUUUGGGCAUAAUAUUCAUCAUAACUGUCCCUAAAAAUCAUAAACAUUCUUCCUAACUAUUAAUUCGUUGUUUUGAAUGCUUUGAUGCCAUCGAAAAUCAGGAUUGUUUUGGAGGGAUACGCGCGGUAUCGUGAUGGUAAGAAGUGGAAGAAGCGGUACUGCGUGUUGUCACUCUCACCAACGACACCCGAUGCUUUACAUUUAUACAUCACUAAAAGUUACGACGAUUUUGCAGCUUAUCGUAAUUCAGGUUCAGUGCUUACUGCAAUGCUUCCACCUGUUCGCAAAUUACAUGAAUUGCCAAUUUCUCCGGAAUCCCGGGCUUUACUUAGUGAUACUCCCAAUAUUAUACAAAGAUCAUCUGAUCACAAUCAAAAUACUUUAACUUCUCAAUCCUCCACAUUAGCUAAUUACUGUCCAUCGAUUACAACUUCUAGUGGUCCACUAAUUAAUACUGCAGCUCAUUCUUAUAAUAGUGCUUCAGGGAACACUUUAUCAGGGCUUGCAACAGCAUCAAAUUUAGCAUCAAGUGUUGGUGGUCCAGCACCUGUGGAUGAAAUCACAGGUUUUGAAAGUGGAUAUCAUAUGGAUAAAGAAUCAAAUAUUAUAGUCUUAAUUGGUGGAUCAUCUGUGUAUGCAUUAGCUUUAGCCGGUAUGGAUGAAAUGUUCUGUUGGGCUGAUAAUUUAGCUCGUAUCGUUGUUGACAAUCGAUUUCGAGUCACAUUACGUCAUAGUGGUGAUGGCAGUAAGCUAUUUCAAGGUCUUCAAGGCAGUUUGCAUGUACAACACUGGCGGCUGUGUUUAAUAGGUGAACCGUCAACUGGAUGUAAAUUUAUCUGUAACUGGCGACUAGAUCAUGUUGAUAAAGCAUAUACAAUGACAAUGCCUGCUCAAAGUGCAAAUCAAUUGUUAUCAAACAAUAGUAAUAAUAACUCCACCAGUACUUCUACUACUAUUACUGCUACGAGUAAUUCUAUGACAGGAAUCACCAAUAAUUCUACGACAUUUGGUUCAGCGAAUUUAACAACACCUGCCUCUUCCAUAUCUUCAUCUUCGUUUAAUACUGGUAAUCCAUUAAAUUUAGAUCAUCAUAGAACUGGAUUACGAACUGGAUUAACAACAAUGUCUACAGUGCCAACAGCAACAUUAAUAACAUCACCAAGUACUACUGCUUUCAAUAAUCCAAACAAAUAUUUGUUUUUCAUGGAAUGUAGUCCAGCUUCAGGAAAAGGUCGUGGUUCAUAUAUUUUUGAAAUUGAUGGUAGCCGAUUAGCUGAGUUAACAAUAGCUAUUGAGCAAUUUACUGCAUUACGUUAUAAUCCAAACUUGAAACCGGCUACAUGUGCAGAAGCGUCUCAAUUAACUGUUACAGCUCAAUCUAAUUUAGGUACAACAAAUUUUGGAACAAUUGAUCGUUGUAAUAAAAAUGAUAAUUUAUUUCGUAAUGGUAACCCUCCAAUAUGUACAAUACCAACUAAUAUUGGUAGCAGUGUAAUUGAUGAUUUAGGCAUUGCAUCAUCAUCAUUCUCAUCAGAUACAAGUAGUAAUCCACGAUCUUUCUCUCCAACCCAUCAUCAACAACAACAACAGUUAUCGAAAAGGCGUAGUCGUGAUAGUAUUUUUAAUCCUUUACGAAAAAUAUCAUCUGGACAUCAUAAUUUUAAUUUAUUUAAAGCAAAUGAUUAUCAAUCUUCAACAAUAGAUCGUCUUUUCAGUAAACAAACUAUGUCACAAUUCAUUGUUACUACUGCCACUACUACUACUACUUCUACUAUUAAUACUGCUACUACAACCACUUCCGGUACUGAACAAUCAUUAGUUCCUGUAUUACAUUCUAAAUAUAGUUGGAAUUUCCAAAGAACGUCAUCUUUAUCUCCUCCAGAUAUGAUUGUUAAUGAUUCCAUAUUGGAUAGUUAUAAUCCUAAUUCAUUGUCAAGAUGUGAUCAUUUACAUGAAAAUAGUUUUAAAGAACAAUUUAAUCUUAGUGGCGGUGGUGGUGUCAGUGUUGUUGCUACAACAAUUGGAGUAACAACUAAUGAUAAUAUUCAAGAAGGUAACAAUAGUCCAAUUGAAAUUUUGAAUUCAUCAGAUAAAACCUCGCAUAAUGUUGGCGAUUUCAUUACAGUAUCUAAUCCUGAUCAGUCAUCUAUGUCUAACAGUAAUAAUAAUAAUCCUAUUACCUCAUUUAUAUGUUCAUGUUCACCAUUAGGUAAUACUGGGACUAAAAAUAAUAGUAAUACAUUCCCAAUAUCUUCAUCGUCUCGUUUAGUUGAUGAUGUGAAUGUAUCAUCUUCAUCGUCUUCCUCCUCAUUAAUGAUUGUUCGUGAUAUAAUUAGAAAUAUGUCUGAAACGAAUUAUUUUCUUGAUGAUAAUAUACAAGUGGCUAAAGUUGCUGCUGGUCUAAUUAUUUCUAAAAAGCCACCUUACUAUCAUCACCAUCAACAACAACACUGUGGAAGUGGUUAUCCUACACGAAUCUCUGGGUUAACACCAGUUUGUACAAUUUUUACUGGCGCUUCUAAUACGACUAGUACUAGUACUGCUUGUGGUGCUGUAAAAACUGGCAACUGUAAACAAUCACUACCAUCAACAGUCCCUUCAUUCCGUGUUUCCUCUACAUCUUCAACUCGCCAUCAUCGACAUACUCAUCAUCAUCGCUUUAUUUUCGAUGGUCCUAAUUCUAGUGGUAAUCAAUCAUCAAGUGGAUGUUCUACAACUGCAGUUCUUCCAUCAGUUCCUAUUCCAUCUAUUGGAACUAAUUCUGAUAUCAAUCAUAAUUUUAUGCAUAGCUCAUUAUCAUCUUCCAGUGAAUAUAAUCGUACACAACUUCACCCUGAAUCAUUAUUAUCUAAACAAAGACAAUAUUCACAACAAUAUCAUGAUAAAUAUCAUGAUAGUUUAUUGAAUUUUAUUUCAUCUUGUCAAACCUAUAAUUCACUGAAUACAUCCACUUCAGAUUUAAAUUGUUCUACUACUACUACUACUACCUCGUCUUCAGUGGAAUCUACAUUAGAUCAAGUUGAUAAUAAGAACAUUUGUAAUACACAUAAAAAUAUUACUAAUACCAUUACUACUACUACUACUACAACUUGUGUUACAAGUAUCCGAAACUCUUCUAAUCAUGAAAUAUUUACAGCAGAUGAAGACUACUGGGAUUUACGUGAUAAUAGUAACUGUCAACAUAAAUUAUUAAUUCAGUCAUCAAAAAUAGAUUCAGCUAUAGUUGGCGUUGCCGAUACAUCAAAGGAAUCUGAUAAUCUCUGUGUUAUGACUGGUACAAUUCCAUCUGAUUCUGUUGAAGUGCAUACAUGUAAAGAAUCAUCGCCUUAUCCAUGUGGACUUAAUCAGUUUACCAAUACAUCAUUUAUUUAUCCUCAUUUCUAUUUGUCAUCAAUUGAACCUAGUCAGUGUAUUUACCGACAUCGAUUACAGCAAUAUCGAGUUUGUAAUUGUAUAUCAUUACUUCGAAGAUCAUUUUCUGCGAAUUCUAACAUUCAGUUCAUCGAUUUAUCAAAUAAUGAUCUUCAAAUUUUUAAUUUUCGUCCAUCUUUAACAUUGAGAACUAUGCGUUCAUUAGACAGUUGUAUUGUUCCUCGUUCAAAAUCUAUAAAUGAUAACAGUUCGAUUGAAAACACUAUUGGUGCUACUGAUCACGAUUCAAAGCUUUAUAGAACUUUGCAAUCAUAUAGUACCAAUCCGCAUAUCUCUGUUCAGUCCCCGCUAUGUAAAUCUUUUUGUGGAGGACGUUUUCAAAAAAUCCACAGAUUGUUUCAUCGUAAACAUCAUUCUCAAAGUCAUGAUAAUCUGGAAUGUAGGAAAACGUCAAUGGAUAGAUCAAAACUUUCAAACGAUAUAGAUUUCGACACACAACUAUGGGAUGAAGUGAAAUCUAAAAACAUUUUAUGUACUAAUAUACCGUUAUGGAAUUGUACUGGUAAUGAUGCUGAUACUGAUGAAACACAUGAAAAUCGUUGUGAUAGAAUUCUUGAUCUUUCGUAUCGAAUCUUUAUUUGCCCACGCCAUGGUGUUCAAAGUCUGCACUGGAACUUUAGUAGUGAUGAUGGUCAACAACAUAUUUCACGAUUAAAUACUAGCAGAAGAGAUAGUGUUUUUCAGUCUAAAAAGCUUUUAAAAUCGACACCUGUUGAUCAAAAGCAUUCAAAUGUAUCAACUCUACCGCCUCACCUUUUAAAUUCUAUCGCUUUACCUCGACCACUAUCCUUGGUACGUUUAACAACAGAAAAAUCAAAAUAUCAUUGUAGCAAAAGUUUUGAGCAUUAUACAAAGAACAAAGAAUCAAAAGUUACAAAUCUAAACUUUGACAAGGACAGUAAUGAUGGUAAUAAUGAUAUUACCUCUUCAAUCAUAGAUGCAACAAGCUCCUACACACUUCCUAAAAACAAAAUUUCCCAUUCAUUACCACCAUCAAAUACAACUAUCUCUUCAUCAACUCUAACCAAUCAACUACACAGUUUUCCUCCAAAUAAUAAUUAUUACUAUUAUGCACCGAUUAGUAAUAGAUGUCCAUCUUUAAUAUCAUUGAAUUCCUCAUCAUGUUCUGAACCAUGUUUAUCUAAAAUUAAUUUGAUCCAUUCAUUAUCAUCAUCAUUCUCUGUAGAUUAUAAUCAUGAUUUAUUAGAAGGACAUAAAUUAUUAUCAUUAAACAAAGACACUUCGGAAUCAUUCAAUAAUUCUCAACAAUAUGAAUCAUUAAUUUCAUCUUCAUCCUUAUCACGAAAUAUGAAAGAAAGAAAUAAUAAUAAUAGUGACAGUAUGUUGUCAGAUGCACAAAAAUUAUGUCAUUCAGAGAUGACUGUCGGCGGCUCAGUAUUAUUAUCGCCAUCCUCAUCACCACCAAUACCAUCCAUUGACUUGAAAUAUCAUCCAUUAUUCCGUUGUAAUAAUACUGUUGAGAAAUCUUUAGUUGGCUCUUUAUCUAACUAUUGUGAUGUUGAAUUUUUAAAUGAAUUACGCUUGUAUUUGUUAAGCAUGAGUUCUCAUCAUAAUGUUAUUAGUAAUAAUAAUAUGCCCGGUCUAAUUGAAUCUUCUCAACAGAGAAAAAACGUUAAUGAUACUGUUAUCGAAAAUGUUACAUGUAUACAUGAUAUGCACCACGGUAGUCAUGAUGAUUCUGGCAUGUUACAAUCAUCAUUACAUUCUGAUAAACAGACACAAUCCCUUUCAUCAUCCGCCUCCUCUUCAGGAGGACUAACAACAACGAAAAGUAGUGAUAUUACUUGGUCUAAAGCACUUUAUGGAAAUAGCACAAUCGAUAGCAAUAUCAAUGAAUCUAAUUAUUCCAUAAAUCAACUGUCUUGUAACAGUAGUACUAGUAAUAGUAACAAUAGACAAUCAUAUCUAUCUAAAUUGUUUGAUCGUUCUAUUAGUAGUCAUGUUAAAUCACUAUCUCCAUCAAUUAUCUCCCCUACAAUACGAGCGAAUACUUUACCAAGUACAAGAAUUCGUCAACAAUCAACUGAUCAUAAAAAUAUUUGGAAUAAUGUUAAUAAUCACCUCAUUUGUGUUAAUUCAUCAAAAGUGGAUACUACUAAUCGAGAUAUUGUUUCUAAUAGCAACAGCAAUAGUAGUGUCAAUCAAAAAGUCAAUAAUCGCUUACACUUUUUACAUCAUUCUGAUCAUCGAAAUUCCGCUAUGCAAGAUAAUCAUCAUUUUAAGAUAAAUACUACUAUCAGUAGUGAUAAAGUAAAUAACAUAUUAACUCGGAAAUUUUCCCAUCAAUCAGAAAUCGAUCACUUCUCUCGUAUCAUGACCGAAAAUAUCUCUAGCAGUAACAAUAAUAAGAAUAAUGUUAACAGACGAUCCAGAAAAUCCGAUGGACAACUUAAUGAUAAGUCUACACUUUCCAAUUGUAAUGUUGAACAACAAAUACCUGUUGAAUAUCCUGUCUAUAAUAAUUUGAUUGAAUUACGAGAAAAUGUCCGUCCUCUGAGUAAUGAUGGUGUUGGUAGUAUGUUGACUUAUGAUUUAAAAUCGAUUCCAUCCCUUCUGUCCUCGGAUAUAACAUCAAUAUCUGGAAGCUUACCAUCUGAGUCAUUAUUAUCAUCGCAAUCUCUACAUGUAACUAUCAGUGAAAAUAAUGGUUAUCAACAUCAUCACCAUCUCAAUCAGUUUACAACAGCCAAUUAUGUAAACUUACCAAUGUUCUGGUCUAAUCAUCAUUCUACUACUACUCCUACACCUUCGUCAAUGUUUUCUAGGUCAUCCACAUCAUGUCAACGACAACAUUCUACUGAUGUGACGGCGACGGCAACAACGACAAUUGAACCUCGAUUGUAUGCUAAUAUAAUGCCGUCCAAUACUAUCAGUAAAUAUCAAUCAGUUAGAAAUAAACAACAACACAGUAAAACUGACUUCAGUUUAUUAUCUAAAAAUCAUAUUCGUCAUAGUGGUGGUGGUAUUCCUCCCUCUGUGGCUGAUUGUACUGGUAAUAGUAGUAGUAGUAAUAGUUCAUUAACUGGCGAGUCACAACUGCCAUCAGGUGUUGUGAUUGAUCAUAAUUCGAAAAUUAUGGAUAUAUCGAAGAAAUCUCACUCUCUGGACCCUACUUCAGUAAUUAAUUUUAUCUCUACUACAACAUCAUCAACAAUACCUCAAUAUUGUCCAGUAGCAGUAGUGGCGAGAGCACAAGAAGCGGCAAAUUUAUCCACUAACUCUGAUUAUUCAAACCUACCUGAUGAGGUUCGUGAUCCUAGUCGGAAUUAUGCCAUGGUCGAUUUACGACCUAGUCCAGCAAGUUCCACUAUUCCACCUACAGAAUUAACACUGAACAUAAUUCAACAUCAUAGCGAUCAUCGUACUGGUCAAUUUACAACCUGUAACAGUAGUAGUACUAGUACUGGUAGUAGUAGUAGUAGUGGUGAUUGUACGAGUGAUGCAGCCACUCUAACAUCGGAUACUAUUGAAAGUUACGAAACUAUUGGCGCUUCUAAUAAUAACCAUUCUUAUAAUACUAGUAAACUAAACAAAUUGAAAUCAAAAAAUGCAAUUGAUACCGACUCAUAUGGUGGUCGUGGUGAUGAUGACAAAUUAUUAUCUGCCUCAAUUUCUUCAUCACGUCGUAGACACAGUCACAGUUUAUCAUCAGUGACUACAACAGACCAUCCAUCAAUUCUACUGAAUUAUAUUCAUGUUAUCGCUGCAUCCAAUGGUCGUUUUACAUCAUUAACUACAACUACCGAUGGUACCGUUCAAUUAUCUGGUCCAUGUUCUGUAGGUGAUUCUAAUCAUAACCAUAAUAAUAAGAGUUUAAUUUGCGAUAUAGGCAAUUCACGUAACUCAUCGAAUAGUAGUAGUAGUGCUCUUGGUGGAGUUACAUCAUCAUCGUCAUCAUCAUCACAUUCAACUGGAUCUUCUUUGGUACCUGCUUCAUCAACUUCAUUUGGUGAUACUUUUUCAUGCCGUUCUAUGACAUCAUCUGGUAUUUCGUCAGUAGAAGGUGGUGGCGGUGUGGCUGUUUCAGACAUGAUAGAACUAUCCAGUUGCUCACCAUCUGAUGAAAAUUGCGUCAACUAUACACAAAUUGAUUUUGCACGUACAAUGGCAUUAGGCGAAAUAUCUGGCGACAUUAUGGCUCAAGAAAACCAAAUGUUGCAUAAAUUACCUUCUACUACAACCGGCAUACGUAUCGCUAAUCGAUGGAGUAGUAGUAGUUCAAAUAAAAUUGAUCGUACUACAUCGGUUAAAAAAACAUUGUGUCGUUCUAUACGCCUGAUCGGUCGUGGAACUCGUAAAAAAGUUGGUUGAUUUGUAAGUGAAAAAAAAAGAAAAGCAACUGGCAUUUGUAUGUAAAUUCAGCUAUUUGUAGUUCACACAUUGUUAUGUUGUUUUUGGACAGAUGAUGCGCUAUUUUCUUCUUUUUAUAAAGAAUUUUUAUUGAAAUAGUAAUAUAGUGUUGGAUGAAUACUAUGUGCAAUUUGUUGAGGCUCUUUCUCUCUCUGUUAUCUGUCUUUGUUAUCGGAUCCUUCUCAUCAACCUUAUGCAUGAAUGGAAAUGUGGAUAAUAUGUAAUUUAGUGAUAGCUUGACUGUCAUCUGCCUGCUCAAAUUUUAUCCUUUCAUCAUUUAGUUUACUUAUGAAAAUUGACUUUUAUUUUUUAGUGAUUAUUUUUCAUUGUUCUCUUCUACGUAUAAACUGAAAUGUAUAUCCAAGCUAUUAUUACCACUACUACUAAAUAUUAUUUUAAUGGUGUCUCACUAGAUUUUUAUGUACUCCCUACCAUUGUUACUUUUUGUCCUAUAUAUAUAUAUAUAUAUAUAU
Messenger RNA from Schistosoma rodhaini, 8351 nucleotides. The record is from the annotation of a GenBank genome assembly. NCBI's taxonomy places the organism in Eukaryota, Metazoa, Platyhelminthes, Trematoda, Strigeidida, Schistosomatidae.